This is a messenger RNA of Danaus plexippus (monarch butterfly), 711 nucleotides long. It is a transcript of the gene mRpS12, whose product is annotated as small ribosomal subunit protein uS12m. Gene Ontology annotation, molecular function: structural constituent of ribosome. The transcript has 5 exons. The record is from RefSeq and is a predicted model, not a curated record. Gene Ontology annotation, biological process: translation. Bases 156 to 662 code for a protein of 168 amino acids. Lineage: Eukaryota; Metazoa; Arthropoda; Insecta; Lepidoptera; Nymphalidae. Gene Ontology annotation, cellular component: small ribosomal subunit; ribosome.
AAAUAUUGGACAUAGCCUUAUGUCAGUAAAAGUUAUGUCAAAUAUUUUGUGACAGCUGUUUUUUGAAAAUUUAGGUUAUGUUGUGAAAAAUACUAAUUAAAAUUACUUUUUUUAAACAUUACCUGUAAUUAUUUAAUUAAAACUUAAUAAACAAGAUGAAUUUAUUAAGAAGAGGAAUGUCUCUGCUGUCUCUGGGUCUAAGAACACAACAAACUCCCUGCAGAGGUAUUUAUAGAGCAGCAUCAGUCAUUCCUUCGCCACUUUAUAAUUUCUCUCAAACACUGUCCCGUUUCUCUCCUCGCCCGGAGGGUCUGAUCUCUCGGGCGAUGGCUUCUCUCGCUCAGAUGCACAAGACAGGUCCUCACAUCAAGAAGAGAAAGUCCAGAAACCCGCUGAACGGAAAACCGUUUGCUAAGGGUGUGAUAUUAAAGACAUUGAUAAAGAAGCCAAAGAAGCCGAACUCGGCCAAUCGUAAGUGUGUGUUAGUGCGUUUGUCUAACGGUAAGGAGAUGGUCGCCUACAUCCCCGGGAUAGGACACAACCUUCAGGAACAUAACAUCGUACUCGUCAGAGUUGGCAGGGUAAAGGAUUGUCCCGGCGUGAAGUUGAAGUGUGUCCGAGGCAAGUUCGACUUACCUCAUGUCAUCAAACAGAAAGUAUAAAAGAAUAGAAACUAACUGCGUAGACUAAAAUAAAUACCUUAAGAAUUCA